This is a messenger RNA of Thyridium curvatum, 1512 nucleotides long. RefSeq lists its product as uncharacterized. The record is from RefSeq and is a predicted model, not a curated record. The transcript has 5 exons. Gene Ontology annotation, molecular function: transmembrane transporter activity. Gene Ontology annotation, biological process: transmembrane transport. Bases 1 to 1512 code for a protein of 503 amino acids. NCBI's taxonomy places the organism in Eukaryota, Fungi, Ascomycota, Sordariomycetes, Thyridiales, Thyridiaceae.
AUGGCACCGCUACCCGCGUCCCACCCGCGGACGCCGGAAUCGGCCCAGCCCAGCGCUGACCAACGAGAAGACUUGGUGGUCAGAAUUCCGUCCCAAGACGAGAGAGUUGCGGAAUCCAAGGAGGAAAAGGUAGAGGGCAAUACUUCAUCUGGCGAGUCGGCAGCGCCAACUAAAGAGUUUCAAGAGGGCGGCUAUGGCUGGGUUGUUGUCGCUUCUGUCGCCACAAUUAAUGCUCAUUCUUGGGGAGUGAAUGCCGCCUACGCCAUUUUCCUGGCGUACUAUUUACGAAAUGAUGCCUUCAAGGGCGCCACUCCUUUAGCAUACGCCUUCGUCGGAGGCCUUUCCUUGUCUAUCGCAUUGCUCUUUUCCCCUAUCGCUACAAUCAGCAUAAGAAAGUUCGGUACGCGGAUAACUCUGUGGAUCGGAGUCGUAUUUGAGACAGCUGCCUUCGUCGGUGCCUCCUUCACGAGCGAAAUAUGGCACCUUCUUCUCAGUCAAGGCAUAGCCUUUGGUAUCGGCAUGGGUUUCCUAUUCACCGGAUCUGUGGGAGUCGCGCCGCAGUGGUUUGUCAAGAAACGAUCCUUUGCCAAUGCACUGGCGACUAGUGGCUCAGGAUUCGGCGGUCUCAUCUACUCCCUCGCGACCAACGCCAUGAUCAAAAACAUUGGGCUGGAGUGGGCCUUUCGAAUCCUCGCCAUCAUCUGCUUCGUGGUAAACGGCAUCUCGGCGACAUUGAUCAAGGACCGGAACAAGCACAUCGGCUCGGUGCACGUCGCCUUCCACAAGGACCUGUUCAAGAGAAUCGAGGUCAUCCUCCUGAUCAGCUGGGCCUUCUUCUCUCUCAUCGCCUACGUCAUCGUCAUCUUCUCCCUGACGGACUACGGCCAGACCGUGGGCUUCUCGGCGAGCCAUGCUUCCCUGCUGGCGUCCAUGUUCAGCUUGUCCCAGGGGAUCGGGCGUCCGUUGAUAGGUCUAACGAGCGACUAUUUUGGCAGACUCAACAUUGUCUGCGUGGGCACGUUCAUCGCUGGUUUCUGCGCGCUCUUCCUCUGGAUCUUUGCUGGAAAGUACUUUGCCGGCGCCAUCGUCUAUAGUUUGUUCGGCGCCUUCGCCGGCAUGAUCUGGGCAACGAUUUCCCCUGUCGGCGCCGAGGUCGUGGGCAUCCAGCUCCUCCCUUCGCUGCUGUCAGUGACCUGGAUCAUCCUGGUGCUCCCCGGUACCUUUGCCGAGGUCAUCGGUCUGAGUCUGAGGAAGCACGGCGUCGACGGCUACCUCGAUGUCCAGCUCUUCACGGGGUUCAUGUUCAUCGCCGCGGGAAUCUGCUCCUGGCUCCUGAGGGCGUGGAAGCUGCACGAGCUCGAGACCAUGCGCCUGACCAAGGAGCAGAGAGAACUAGAGAUCCGGGACGACGACGCAGUCCCACGAGACCCGAACGCGCGCACUACAACUACCAAGGGGUAUCUGAUGUACAUCAUGAAGGGCAAAGGCCUGUUCGAGUGGGCGCAUGUAUGA